AUGACGGACUGUAGCGCAGCCCACCAUGAACAAAUGCUCUCUGAGAUCUGGGAGAGCGCAGUUCCAGAGCAUCAGUGCGUGCUUAUCGAGGAAAUCAGCGCGGGUGCCCGGCGACUCGAGGGCCAAACGGUGGCAAAGUUCCUCGCAGAUCACGUCCCCGCGGUGACACUACGGCCGCCCCAUGGCCUUGUGCCCCAUGCGAGCGCACUGUCGCAGAGGAAGCGAGCGCCCGGGCACUUUGGCGUCCCUGUGGCGCCGCCGCUGACGCCGAUGACGCCAAUGACAGCCAUGGCCCGCGAGAUCUACGUCGUUCGUUUGGCCCAAGGUUUCAGGACUUGGCUUUCAGGUAAGCUCGGCGGUCUGGUGGUCGAGCCUCUGGGUACCAAUGUGAUCCAUGGGCGGCGCGUGCGGCCGGGGGGCCAGUCGCGAGGCGAGGUCGGGCAGGGCGGGCAGGGUGUCUCGCUGGCUGCUCGGAAGCACGGUGGCGUCGAGGCGCAGGUACGGAGUCGUAAUGGGCCGGAGGAGGACGUCCUGGACGAGAGAUCUGGCGUGCGGAAGCGGACACUGGUCCGCACGCUCGCGGACUCUGCCACACAUGAUGACGCUAAUGCCUUCGGAUCGCGAUCCGGAGGUCUGUCGGGCAUGAUGUGA
Trichosporon asahii var. asahii CBS 2479 is the source of this 651-nucleotide messenger RNA. RefSeq lists its product as uncharacterized. The transcript has 5 exons. NCBI's taxonomy places the organism in Eukaryota, Fungi, Basidiomycota, Tremellomycetes, Trichosporonales, Trichosporonaceae. The record is from RefSeq and is a predicted model, not a curated record. The coding region runs from base 1 to 651 and encodes 216 amino acids.